CGCGUCCCCUCGAAUCGCGUCCAUGUGAAGGAUACGCCGCACUCUCGUCCUUUGUCAAGUGUCCCGUGUGUUGUGCUAUAUUCUGCGAAACGGAAUCGGAGAAGAUAAAAGCAAAAAGCCUCAAAAUGCCGAGCCAUCUAGUUGCCAGCUGCCUUUUGCUGGCUUUGGGCCUGAACGUGAGCCUGGGGGCCAUCCACAAGCGCAGUGGCGCCAAUUCGCUGGGAGGGGAUCCUAAUCCGCAUUCCAGCGCCGAGGGCAGGCCGGUGGCAAGUCCUGCGGCCAGUGUGGAGAACACGGACCUGCUGGACAAGCUGAGCUGGAAGUGCGCCAACAACGCGAGUUGUCUGUACGGCGUGGCCAACGGCAUUAUGGCCUCCUACCGGCGCGGCGAGACCCUUAAGCUGGGGCUCUUCGACCUGGUCAAGUUACCCGAACUGGAUGCCUCCCGCAAACACAAGUGGGGCUCUGGGCGCGGCCUCUCCAGCUUCAUGGACUUUGUCACGGGGAACGCCAUUAGAGUGCCUGUGGGCCCCAUGGUCUUCAGCGUUCAGCGGGCCGAGGAUGACAGCGAAUACAUCGAGGUGGCGCUGCUGAAGAAGGCCUCCAGCGGAACAGGCCGCCUGCAGGGCAAUGGAGGAGGAGGACUCCUGGGCGGAGGAGGUGGUGGCCUGGGAGGAAACGGGGGAGGCGGCCUACUCGGCGGCGGAGGCGGUGACAACGGGGGAGGCGGACUCCUUGGCGGACGGAGGCGCCACCAGCACCAGGACAAGAAGCAGUUCCAGAUGUUCAUACCCAUGUACCUGGCGGCCACGACAUUCGGCUGGACGAUGGUGGCCGCCAAGGCGGUGGGACUGCUCACCCUCAAGGCACUGAUCCUGUCCAAAAUCGCCUUCGUGGUGGCCGCCAUCGUGCUGAUCAAGAAGCUCAUGGACAACGCCAGCGAAAAGAUGAUGUACCAGUUCCCUGAGCAGACCCCCUACAUGAUGCCCUAUGGCAUGGAUUACCCGCUGCACGGGGCAGAGAUGUCGCCGGAAAUGUACCCGGCCUCGCUGCACCACCUGGCGAUGGCAGGAGGCGGCCAGUUGCCGGGGCACCCUGGACACCCGGGACUGGAGAGCCUGAGCGCCGAGAGCCACCUGCACUCCGCCCAGGUGGCCAGCGACGGCAGCAACAACACACAGGUGCUGGCCGCCCUGGGCGGACUGGGGGGCCUGGGGCACAAGAUCAAGCGUGAGGACUCCUGGAUGGCGAAGAGUAAGUCCAGCCCCGCCCGGCGACCUCUGAUCUACAACUACGUGCAGCCCCACAUGCCGUACUACCGCUCCUAAGGCGGCGAUUAGCCAAUUAGCAGCUACCAAAGACCCCGUGGGAAGGAGGAGGUUGCUCUGCUGCCAUAAGGACCCGAGUAUCGGACCCGGACGACGGACACUCUGCAUCGGAAUAGCAGCCUAGCGAGCUAACGUACUGUUAUUAUUUAUUGCUUAUUAUUUAUUGAAUCGUUUUUAACUAGUGAAACCUGGC
Drosophila biarmipes is the source of this 1521-nucleotide messenger RNA. RefSeq lists its product as uncharacterized. Bases 126 to 1328 code for a protein of 400 amino acids. The transcript has 4 exons. The record is from RefSeq and is a predicted model, not a curated record. Lineage: Eukaryota; Metazoa; Arthropoda; Insecta; Diptera; Drosophilidae.